Messenger RNA from Halteromyces radiatus, 1398 nucleotides. Its product is annotated as actin family. The coding region runs from base 105 to 1340 and encodes 411 amino acids. The record is from RefSeq and is a predicted model, not a curated record. Gene Ontology annotation, cellular component: Swr1 complex. Lineage: Eukaryota; Fungi; Mucoromycota; Mucoromycetes; Mucorales; Cunninghamellaceae. Gene Ontology annotation, molecular function: nucleosome binding. The transcript has 9 exons.
GGACACAAGAGAUUUUUUUUUUCGUUUUGAAAUGCCGCAUUUUCAACCAUCUUCUUUGUUUUUCCCUCUUCAUAUCACGCCGUCUUUUUUUAUUUUUCUCUCUCAUGACCAAAACUUUAAUAUUAGACAAUGGUGCGUCAACAAUGAAAGUUGGUUUAGCUCAUCACCGUUUACCCAAAAUCGUGCCAAAUGUCAUUUUACGUGGAAGAAACGAUCGUCGUCAUUAUAUAGCUGAUCAAGUAGAUGAAUGUACUGAUUUCUCGUCACUUUUAUAUCGCUUGGCUUUUGAAAAGGGAUACCUGACCAAUUGGGGUUUGGAAAGAACAAUAUGGGAUCGCGUCUUCAAACAAGUAGUCAAGAUAGAUACCAAAGACACUCAACUUAUUAUUACGGAACCACUUUUCAACUUGACCUCGAUUCAAGAAGCUUAUGAUCAGAUUAUUUUUGAAGAAUAUGAAUUUCAGUCGUGUUAUAGAACAACAGGACCUCAACUUUGCAUCUAUAACGAUUGGUAUUCACUUUUUGGUGGCGAUAUUCAAACAAACAGUAUCCCUGAUUGUGCUUUGAUUGUAGACUCUGGUUACUCUUUUACACAUAUUAUCCCCUUUUUUCAACGAAAACCAAUCACCAAAGCUAUUCGAAGGAUUAAUGUGGGUGGGAAAUUAUUGACAAAUCAAUUAAAGGAAACUGUCUCUUUUAGAUAUUACGACAUGAUGGAAGAAACUUAUAUUAUUAACGAUGUCAAGGAAGCGUCUUGUUAUGUAUCACAAAAUGCCAUGCAUGAUUUAGACAUUUGUAGACUAGAUGGUGCAAAGAAUACGAUUGUACAAGAUUUCGUUUUACCUGAUUUCACCACAACAACUAGAGGUCAUGUUCGACCUCAUCAGAUGCAAAGCAAGAACAGUAAGAUCAAGAUGUCAACAAAUGAUGAUGAUCAAGUAUUGGUGAUGAAUAAUGAACGCUUUAUGAUACCCGAAUUAUUGAUGCAUCCUUCAGACAUUGGUAUGCAGCAAGCUGGCAUCCCGGAAACCAUUAUGCAAUCGAUCCAAGCAUGCGAUCCAGAACUACAUGGACUUUUGUAUGCAAAUAUUGUACUUGUUGGUGGGAAUGCCAAGUUUAAUGGAUAUCAGCAAAGAAUAGAAACGGAUUUGAGACAGAUGGCACCAAGUAUAUUUGACAUCCGGGUGACAACACCAAUAGAACCUGUUAUCGCAGCUUGGAUGGGCGGACAAAGGAUGUUCUCCAAUCUAAGUAAGUCCGAAUCACAACAGAUGUUUGUUACCCGGAAAGAAUAUAUGGAAUAUGGUAGUGAUAUUUGUAGAAGGAAGUUUAGUUAUUGAAUGUACAUGUUGAUUAUUAUGAUGGACAUAAUAAAAAAAGAAGCUAUUUUUUUUAUCU